Castor canadensis (American beaver) is the source of this 5187-nucleotide messenger RNA. RefSeq names its product F-box protein 31 (gene Fbxo31). Gene Ontology annotation, biological process: SCF-dependent proteasomal ubiquitin-dependent protein catabolic process. NCBI's taxonomy places the organism in Eukaryota, Metazoa, Chordata, Mammalia, Rodentia, Castoridae. The record is from RefSeq and is a predicted model, not a curated record. Gene Ontology annotation, molecular function: protein binding. Gene Ontology annotation, cellular component: SCF ubiquitin ligase complex.
CGCCGCCCGUCUGUCCUGGUGGGCAUGGCGGUGUGCGCUCGGCUCUGCGGCGUGGGCCCGGCGCGCGGAUGCCGGCGUCGCCAGCAGCGCCGCGGCCCCGCGGAGACUGCGGCGGCCGACAGCGAGCCCGACACGGACCCCGAGGAGGAGCGCAUCGAGGCGGGCGUGGCGGCGCCGGCCGGCCCCGGGGGCGGCCCUGGCGCGGGCCUCUCGCCGCCGCCCGCGCGCUGCUCGCUCCUGGAGCUGCCGCCCGAGCUGCUGGUGGAGAUCUUCGCCUCGCUGCCCGGCACCGACCUGCCCAGUCUGGCACAGGUCUGCACCAAAUUCCGCCGCAUCCUGCACACCGACACCAUCUGGAGACGGCGCUGCCGGGAGGAGUAUGGCGUUUGUGAGAACCUGCGGAAGCUGGAGAUCACAGGCGUGUCUUGUCGAGACGUCUAUGCGAAGCGUAUAAAUCCUCGUGUGAAGUCGGGACGCUUCAUGAAAAUUCUGCCCGAUUACGAGCACAUGGAGUACAGAGAUGUUUACACCUGCCUGCUUCACCGAUACAGACACAUUUUGGGGCUGUGGCAGCCAGAUAUCGGGCCGUACGGAGGACUGCUGAAUGUGGUGGUGGAUGGUCUGUUCAUCAUUGGCUGGAUGUACCUGCCUCCCCACGAUCCUCACGUGGAUGACCCCAUGAGGUUCAAACCUCUGUUUAGAAUCCACCUGAUGGAGAGGAAGUCAGCCACGGUGGAGUGCAUGUACGGCCACAAAGGGCCUCACAAUGGCCACAUCCAGAUUGUGAAGAAAGACGAGUUCUCCACCAAGUGCAACCAGACGGACCACCAUAGGAUGUCAGGCGGGAGGCAGGAGGAGUUCCGGACGUGGCUGAGGGAGGAGUGGGGCCGCACGCUGGAGGACAUCUUCCACGAGCAUAUGCAGGAGCUGAUCCUGAUGAAGUUCAUCUACACCAGUCAGUACGACAACUGCUUGACCUACCGUCGGAUCUAUCUCCCGCCCAGUCACCCCGAUGACCUCAUCAAGCCCGGCCUCUUCAAGGGCACCUAUGGCAGCCAUGGACUGGAGAUUGUGAUGCUCAGCUUCCAUGGCUGGCGUGCCAGGGGCACCAAGAUCACGGGUGACCCCAAUAUCCCCGCUGGGCAGCAGACGGUGGAGAUCGACCUGAGGCACCGCAUCCAGCUGCCAGAUGUGGAGAACCUCCGCAACUUCAAUGAGCUGUCGCGCCUUGUCCUGGAAGUCCGAGAACAGGUGCGGCAGGAGCAGCAGGAGGCCAGUGAGGGCCCUGCCCUGCCCCAGGAACAGCCAUCUGCCCAGGUGCCCAGUGGGGCAGCUGCUGAGGACAGCGGGGAGCCCGGGAGUGGAGUGGCCGCAGUUGAGCAGCCAGCUCAGUCUGGGCAGGGGCAGCCUUUCGUGUUGCCUGUGGGCGUGAGCUCGAGGAGUGAGGACUACCCCCGCACCUGCAGGACGUGUUUCUAUGGCACAGGCCUCAUUGCUGGCCAUGGCUUCACCAGCCCUGAGCGCACACCUGGUGUCUUUGUGCUGUUUGAUGAGGACCGCUUUGGCUUCCUCUGGCUGGAGCUGAAGUCUUUCAGCCUGUACAGCCGGGUCCAGGCUGCCUUCCGGAACGCAGAUGCACCUUCACCACAGGCCUUCGAUGAGAUGCUCAAGAACAUUCAGUCCCUCACCUCCUGAUGGCCACAUCUGUGUCACGGGCUGGUUUGGGCAUGGCCCUGCCACCGUGAAUGGAAGCAGCAUGCACUUUGGAAAUGCGGCCUUUUUACCAGAACACGCACCUUCUCACCAGGGGCCUGGCCCAGCCCAGGACACUUUAUGUAUAGUGUGUAAUAUAUUCCUGCACAUUUGUCCGUAGCCCUGAAGGAGAGAGGUGAGCAUGUCAACAGAGAAAACAAAACAAAACAAAAGAGUGAAUGAACAGAAUAAAUCUGAUGUAGACGAGUGGCCGUGGGGCAGAGAGAAUUAUGUGGAGAACUCGUGUGUGUCCUUGGUGCGCCGGUGGCCUUGCAGGGAAAACAAGACCCUCCUUCAGGGAGGUCUCAUGCUGCAGCCGUGAUGAGAUGUUCCGUUCCACAUCUCAUGUCUGCCCUGCUGGACUAGCCUAGCAGACAUGGCAUGGCUGAAGGGGCCCCUGGGAGGUGAUGAGGAAGAGACGGAAGUCACUAUGGACAGGGAUGGCGUGUGCAGAAAGCAGCUCUCGGGAGUCACAGAAUAUCAAGUUUCUCUAGUGACUUGCUUAGGCGCUUCACUGUGACUUGUGUCCCUAUCAGUGAAAUGGGAUUAGGGAUACGGUCACUAGGUAUAUAUCACUGCACACACAGAGCUCUGUCCCAGUGGUUUGUGUGCCUGUCCCAGAUACUCUCCAGCUUAGAACCAAGGCCACCUGCUGUUCUCAAGCAGCCAGUUCCAAGCAGGGUAUUUUUUUGUGCACCUGCCCCUCCCUCUCUCCUGCCCUCCCUCCCUGCACACACGCUGUGGAGAGCUGCCUAUCCCCCGUUGGGAGCACAUGUCUCCACAGUCUGUCCUGAUGCUGGGUUUUCUCAUUUGCGUGGUGCACUUGGGUGCCUUUCUUGCAGUGCUAAAGUGUUGGUAGUAGUGACAUGAGUUGCCUAUGAAGCCCCUUGAAGGUGAGAGCACAGUGUCUAGGUCGUCAUACCUACAUGUGGCACUCUAGAUAGACCUACAGGUGGUGUUGUACUUGGGAGGACAGGACCUGUUGGGGACCCUCCAGGUUAAGACCCCAAGUGCCUGUGUUUUCACUGGCCCUGUGCCCCAUUCUGCAGUAGCCCCUGCAUCUGAGACCCAGCCUGAGGUCUUGCUGAAGACAGACUACAGUGCCUGGAGACUCCCAGGAGCCCUCAUCAGGCUUCCUGUAGUUCACUUGGUCCCUGAGUAGCCCAGUUUAGGCCACGAUGCUGUGCACCUGACUGACUGCCUUUGUGUACCAGUUUGCUUCUUUGUGGUUGGGAAUAGUCGGUUGACUGCAGUUUGGAGAGAAAAGAACUUCGUGGGUCCCUGCAUAUUUGAACCUGCUCUGCUCUGUACAGAGUGAUGCGAUUGGGAUUUCAGUCACAGGCAUUGGCAAGUGUUCCAUGUUGGGGCUGGACGUUUGCACAGGGAUGUUAGCACAUGAGGAUAUGUCAGCCUAUUGUGCUCAGACCUCCAGUGUCCAUUGUGGAGUGAGUGGCUUUGUGAGCCCUGCAGUGGGAGUUUAGGCUCCUUUUUUCCUCAUUCUGGACCUUAUCAGGGUCCCUUUGGCACCCAUUGAUGCCUGGCUCACGGUUUUUGCUGGCCACCUGUGGCAUAUGCUUAAGGUCCUGAGCUGCCGUCCAGGGCUGUCAGCUCGGCAGUGUCCCUGCCCAUCCUUCUGGGGUCCUCCCUGCCCCCACCUGGCAAGGGGUUGCUGAGCAAUGACCAUGCCAGUCACUCCUUCGCCUGCUUCAUGAGCGUCAUAGUGAUACUGUCUGCUACGCUUCCUCCCGUACUGAGAACUGCACACCAGUGACUGGGCAGCAGGUCUUCUCCCUAGCCAGCUGGCUCUGUCCUCUGAUCCUCUACGGGCGCCCUGUUUGAGAUCUGCACAAUGCCAGCCGGUCACUUUUAGUGCUCAGAAGCAGCAGUGGGGAAGAAGAACCCCUGUCAGCUGUUGUGAUUUCAUGGAGUCCUGGUUUCUGUUGCCCUGCUUCAGGAUAGCAAGACCCACAGGACACCAAGCACCCUGGUCUGUAACACAGUGACUGAGCACAGCAGCUGGGCUUUUGAGGCCAUUUUUCUCUGCUGUAUUCCUCCUGGCCUAACUUUGAAGAAUGUCCUCAGUAAUGCCCAGGUGGAGGGAGACUCCGCAGACCACCCUCAACUCUGAGCUAACACCCUGUCCUCUGUCUUUGGGGUCAGGAUUGUAGUUUUAAGUUCAUAUGAGAGAAAAAAGGAGCAGACAAUCUCAUUCUGAUGCUUUGGGAACGAGAUUGUGCCAAAUCAUUGAGUGCUGUGUCACUUAUAGCCCAGUGGCUCACAUAGCCAGUCUUCCAUGGGCUGGAGUGGUGCUCCAGGCGCUGGCAGGGAAUUGUUGGUACUGCAGGAUCCUGUUUGCAGGAGACCAACCAGAGCAGGUGAGGGGUCAGAACCUUUUGCUUUCGCUGGUUACUUAAUAUCACAUAGCUGGCUUGGAGAAAAAACAUUUAUUCAGAGGGCAGCUUGGGUUUGCCCAAAGGCUAGGCAGACUCCUAGGAAGCAGUUGCUGGCACCUGGUGCCUAGUGUUCUCACCUGGGACGUUGUUACCUGGGGCAUGCACAGUUGUGUUUCUCCUUUCAGUUUUAAGUAAAUCAGUUUCUGAAGCCUUGCCUUGUGACUUCUUUCUUUGGGGUGUAAUUCAGAUGGAGGCAGGAGCUUGGGGAGCACUGGUCGUUGACCCUGGGAGGGGGUGGCCUGGGUUGAUGCUUCUCACACCUCAUUCAGCAGUGUUUUGAUUUUGGUUUUCCCCUAUUGGAGCAGGUAGAGUGUUGAAGUGACUCCUCAGCCCAGGUGAUGGUUGGCCUACAUCCUAGUUCCCGAGGGCAGGGAGCCAUGGUGGGUAAGCCCAAGUGCCGUUUUCUGAGAACAGGACAGUUAAGAGUAGGGGUGUGCUCAUAGGCCCAUACAGCUGUGGACCUCGUUGAUCUGCUUUCCUUUGUUCCCUGAAGUACUGCCUUAUCUUAACAAAUCCAGAUAUCUCUUCCCAUCCAGGUCUCAUCCCAGGGUCUCUGUUGCUAAUGACUAAUAACUGUUAGCAUGGAGUUUUCUGUGGAAAUGCAGGCAAAUUGCACCCAGUAGGCAGAAACUGGUUGGCUGUGAUGCAGGGAAGCAGGAGCACGGACAGGGACAUUUUGGGGACAGUUGGUGCCACCUUGUGGGGCUGAAGAUGCAGGUGCUCCAGGGAGUGUCCUGUCUACCCUGGGGAGCCCAGGCAGGGGUUUGGGGGCUGCUGCAGUGUUUUGUGGGAGGAGGCUGCAGCAUCUGAGGCCCAGAAGUGCAUGGGCUGACGCCUGUGGGCCCUCCACACACAGUGAAGGCAGGUCCCUGUGUUACCAGUGUGCCACAAAAUGCCAAGUAAAAGAUGGCAGGACGUUUAUGUUGAGUGUAAAAACAAAACAGCAUUUAAUUUUCAUCACUUUACAUGUAAAAGUGUAAAA